AAGCUCAUCGGGGUCUACUAGAAAGAGAGCAAACACGGUUUUAGUUCAUUUUCAAAAGUUAUAGAACUAAUUUAAUGGUACUUUGUGUGGUACGUUCAAUAGUUGUAGCCUUAAAUGUAAUUAAAAAGGCAGACAAAUUCAUAUUUUUAACUAAUUCAGAUACUUUAAAUACGAUAAAUGUUGUAUUGACAUAGACGAACACUUAAUUUUGAAAACAAUAACCGGAAGCACUAUUGAUUUUGUCCUGGAGCUAACUAUCUUGACAUCCUCCUUACUGUUGUGUAUUAACAAUGAGGAUUGAGUGGGGAGUAAUGUAAAAUGAAUAUUGCUUAUGUUUUCUACGGUUUUUUCUAAUUUUCCCAACAACAGGAUUGGAUGCAGAGGCCUCUCCGUGUGUUUACCUUGGGUCUUAGAAGUCUUGGAACACGUUUAGGGCCUCAGCUAGUCUGGAGAGAUUUCAGAUCCACUCCUGGAUUAUCCUUCUAUGACCAUCAGCCUGUACCCUUACAUGCAUCUAAAAUUUAUCGAAAAUUGUGCCAUUUGUUCUUUGUUUCCCACAAACAAAACUUCAUCCACCCUCCCCACCGUACCUGGUUCUUCCUGCAUCACAGCUUCUCAGACGAGCCCAAUAUGGCAGAACAGAGGUUCAUUGUGGAAUAUGCUAAACGUGGUACAGCGGGCUGUAAAAAAUGCAAGGACAAAAUCGCAAAAGGAAUAGUGCGUAUCGGUAAAGUUGUUCCCAACCCAUUCAGUGAAUCUGCUGGAGAGAUGAAGGAGUGGUACCAUGUGAAAUGUAUAUUUGAAAAGCUGGAAAGAGCACGUGCCACAACAAAGAAGAUAGAAGACAUCACAGAACUGGAAGGCUGGGAAGAGCUGCAGGACGAAGACAAGGAGCUCAUUAAUAAACAUGUAUCAGACCUGAUGGCCAAAGUCAACGCAAGUCCAAAGAAAAAGGUUCAAGCCAAGCUUAACACCACGGGCCAGCUAUUGUCUCCUCCCGCCGACCCAUCCCUGAAUGCACCACGCAAAUUCUCAGGCUUCACAGCUGCGAAGGCUGGCAGCUCCAGCAGCUCCUCCCCAUCCACCCCCGCCACACCCUUUUCCUCCCCUCCGGCCAAAGCCAGCCAAGGCAGCCCCCUGUCCAGCCAGCUCUGUGACCCCCAGCACAAGGACUGUCUUUUCAGAGAGUUCCGGAAACUCUGCGCCAUGGUGGCAGAAAUCAGUGGCUACAACGCCAAGACGCAGAUUAUUCAGAAUUAUCUGAAGAAAGGCUCGUGUGGAGAUAAAUUCCAUGGAGACCUUUACUUGACAAUAAAACUGCUUCUGCCUGGUGUUGUUAAAAGUGUCUACAACCUGAACGAUAAGCAAAUUGUUAAGCUCUUCAGCCGUAUUUUCAGAAGCAACCAGGACGACAUGGUGCGCGACCUGGAGCAGGGCGACGUGUCCGAGACGGUGCGGAUGUUCUUCGACGAGAGUAAAUCUUUUCCGCCGGCGGCCAAGAGCCUCCUGACCAUCCAGGAAGUGGAUGCCUCUCUGACCCGCCUCGCCUUGCUGACCAAGGAGGACGAGCAGCAGAAUGAGCUGGAGGCCAUUGCCAAAAAAUGCACCAGCAACGAUCUCAAAUGUAUCAUCCGACUGAUAAAACACGACUUGAAGAUGAGCGCCGGAGCAAAACACGUCCUGGACGCUGUGGAUCCAAACGCAUACGAUGCUUUUAAGGCCUCGCGUAAUCUGGGUGAUGUGAUUGAACGAGUGCUGAGGAACCAGCAGGAGUCGACCAACGGUUCAGGGCCACGGAAACUCCUCAAAGUGGAGGCGUCUCUUAUGACCCCCGUCCAGCCAAUGUUGGCAGAGGCAUGUAAAUCCGUCGAGCAAGCCAUGAAGAAAUGUCCAAACGGCAUGUACUCUGAGAUCAAGUACGACGGCGAACGAGUGCAGGUUCACAAGAACGGAGACGUCUUCAGCUACUUCAGUCGCAGCCUCAAACCAGUGCUGCCUCACAAAGUGGCUCAUUUCAAAGACUUCAUCCCUCAGGCUUUUCCAGGAGGUCACAGUAUAAUCCUGGACGCUGAAGUCCUGCUCAUAGACACAAAAACCAGUAAACCUCUGCCCUUUGGGACCUUGGGCGUCCACAAGAAAGCAGCCUUUCAAGACGCCAACGUGUGCCUUUUUGUUUUUGACUGCAUUUUCUUCAACGGCGUGAGUCUCAUGGAGAGGCCUCUGUGCGAACGCAGGAAGUUCUUACACGACAACAUGGUGGAAGUUCCGAACAGAAUCCUGUUCUCUGAGAUGAAACACGUCACGAGAGCUGGAGAUUUGGCCGAAAUGAUAACUCGGGUCAUCAGAGAGGGGCUGGAAGGACUGGUGCUCAAGGAUAUAAAGGGCAACUAUGAACCAGGGAAACGUCACUGGCUGAAGGUGAAGAAGGACUACCUGAACGAGGGCGCCAUGGCAGACACUGCUGACCUGGUGGUGCUGGGAGCUUUCUAUGGAAAAGGCUCCAACGGGGGCAUCAUGUCCAGCUUCCUGAUGGGCUGUUAUGACCCAGAUUCAAGAAAGUGGUGCACGGUCACCAAGUGCUCAGGUGGCUACGAUGACGCCAUGCUGGCCCGACUCCAGAAGGAGCUGGACGUGAUCAAAAUCAGCAAGGACCCAAGUAAAAUCCCAGGCUGGUUGAAGAUCGUUAAGAACUAUUAUCCAGAUUUCAUUAUACGUGAUCCUCAGCAAGCUCCAAUCUGGGAAAUCACCGGAGCAGAGUUUUCCAAAUCAGAAAUGCACACAGCCGACGGCAUCUCCAUUCGCUUCCCACGCAUGACCAGAAUCCGUGACGACAAGGACUGGAAGAGCGCCACCAACCUGCACCAGCUAAAAGAACUGUUCCGUAUCUCUAAAGAAAACUGUGACUUUCAAGUGACUGCAGGAACUUCCAAAAGCGACAAGAGCUCCUCAGGAGGAGACAGUGGUGGAAACUCACCAUCACCCUCAACACAAGGGGGUGCUCACGCCAGCAAGAGACCUGGCACAAGUUCUACACCCAAAAGUACUCCAAAGCAGGAGAAGGCUCGACCCCGUCCUCCAUCCACAGAAGAACCUGUUGCUAAGAAGGUGAAGAAGAACGACAGUUUUCACAGCAACGGUCAGAUGACAAACAAACCGACAGCUGAAAUACUGCCACCGAGGAACGACAAGACUCUGAUCGACAUCUUCAGUGGCAUCAAGCUCUACCUGCCUAAGUCCACGCAGGACUUUGACAAACUGCGACGAUACUUCAUCGCGUACGACGGCGACCUGGUGCCAGAUUAUGAAGCCGCCACGGCCACACACACCAUGGCCGAACCCGAGGAGGACAGCCAGGCCCGCAAGGUGACGCCCAACUGGAUCUGGGAAUGUAUCCGCAAGAGACGAGUGGUCCCUCCCUGCUAACAGGACAAAAAUAAAACAAGCGCAAAAAGACAAGUUUUUAACAAGAGUCCUCAUUACACCAGAACUGAUUUUGAACCUGAAGAGGUUUGAGAAAAAAAGUCAGGUUUCUACACAGAAGGAUUUUUGAUUUUCAAGGAAGUACAGACCCAUCUACUGAAAGGAUUACUUUCAGGAUUUUAAACACAGUUCUCACUCCAGGGAUAACACUAUUGGGUUGUCCUUUAAAAAACAAACAGAGGCAGAAAACCAUUUUCGAUCCCACCCUUUAACUAUCUACCACUGAAAAAAAAAUAUCAGAAAUGUCUGUGUAUUUUCACUAAGUGGACAUCAGGUAAGACAUUGUGAUGUCAGAGGACUUGACUGCACUGGCAGCAGCAGCAAGAACCCUCUUGAAUCACAUAGUACUAGAAACCAGGAAACACUUUCUAUGGAUGAAAUUAUUAUACUCACCCCAGGAAGUGACAACAGCACCUUGGACAGCGCAAUAACUGUAACAGAUGUAGGAGAAGUUGUUUAGUCCCUACAAAUAGUCUUUAAAACAGCUGCAACAAGCUGUUUUCCACCAUCACAGACAUCUCACAAAAAAUGGGUUUGUAUUUUAGCAGCGGUCUGUACAGUUUUUAAUGUCAAAGUGAUAAUAUUUUCUAACUCUGCUGAUGAACUGAAGAGUCAAUAAACAGACUGAGGUGAAAGAAUCACAAAGAGGUUUCUGUAACGUCAUUGUAAAAUUGUUUGAACCACAGUUUGCCUAGAUAGACGGUUAUUUAACAAUGUGCUACAUGUUCACUAAAAUCCCAACCUAAAAACUAGUAAAAAAAAAAAA
Messenger RNA from Cynoglossus semilaevis (tongue sole), 4246 nucleotides. RefSeq names its product ligase III, DNA, ATP-dependent (gene lig3). The transcript has 21 exons. Gene Ontology annotation, molecular function: ATP binding; DNA ligase (ATP) activity; DNA binding. The coding region runs from base 376 to 3423 and encodes 1015 amino acids. Lineage: Eukaryota; Metazoa; Chordata; Actinopteri; Pleuronectiformes; Cynoglossidae. The record is from RefSeq and is a predicted model, not a curated record. Gene Ontology annotation, biological process: double-strand break repair; DNA recombination; lagging strand elongation. Gene Ontology annotation, cellular component: nucleus; DNA ligase III-XRCC1 complex.